Drosophila hydei is the source of this 2531-nucleotide messenger RNA. RefSeq names its product mitogen-activated protein kinase kinase kinase 7 (gene Tak1). The record is from RefSeq and is a predicted model, not a curated record. Bases 409 to 2412 code for a protein of 667 amino acids. Lineage: Eukaryota; Metazoa; Arthropoda; Insecta; Diptera; Drosophilidae. Gene Ontology annotation, molecular function: magnesium ion binding; ATP binding; MAP kinase kinase kinase activity. The transcript is spliced from 9 exons. Gene Ontology annotation, biological process: positive regulation of canonical NF-kappaB signal transduction; protein phosphorylation; JNK cascade.
CUAUUCUAUGAUACUAUCGAUAGUAUCGAUGUUUGUUCUGGAGGUCCCAACCACUAGCCAGACAGCGAAACGAAAGGCCAAAAACGAGAAAAAUGCGAAAUAUUUGUUAAAAAAGUAAACUGAAGAGGCAAAUUGCAGCGCAAAGUAAUUGUACAAGUGCACCGUCGUUGUUCCAGUUUCCAAUGGUAUUGUUAAGGUCAACGGCAAGCCCCGUAGUUAGCCGUUAGAAAGAUGUGCGCAGCGAUUCACUGCUGGUUGACAUAAGCAAAGCAGGCUGCAAAACAGAUCCAGCAACAAUAGCUAACGGCGCACUCCAUACAAAGAUUUGCAGCAGAUAUAGCAGCCACUGGAGGCUCAAUAUUGAAAAGGAACAGCAGCAGCAGCAAAGUACGCUAGCAGCAGCAGGUGAUGGCCGCCUCUUCGCCAGAUGCAGUGCAAGCGACCAAUGUUGACUUCAGCGAAAUUAAGCUGGGCGAGAAAGUCGGCCAUGGAUCGUACGGUGUUGUGUGUAAGGCUAUCUGGCAGAAUCAGUUGGUUGCCGUCAAGGAGUUCUUUGCUAGCGCCGAGCAGAAGGACAUUGAAAAGGAGGUCAAGCAGCUGUCGCGUGUUAAGCAUCCCAACAUCAUUGCUCUGUAUGGCAUCUGCUUGGCCCAGCAGGCGACAUAUCUGAUUAUGGAAUAUGCCGAGGGCGGAUCCUUGCACAAUUUCUUGCAUGGCAAAGUGAAACCCGCUUACAGCUUGGCCCAUGCCAUGAGCUGGGCACGCCAAUGUGCAGAGGGUGUCGCAUACCUGCAUAGAAUGACGCCCAAGCCACUCAUACAUCGUGAUCUGAAGCCGCUCAACUUGCUACUGACCAAUAAAGGGCGCAAUUUGAAGAUAUGCGACUUUGGCACUGUCGCCGACAAGUCCACCAUGAUGACAAACAACCGCGGCAGCGCUGCCUGGAUGGCGCCAGAGGUAUUUGAGGGCUCCAAAUAUACAGAGAAAUGCGACAUCUUUAGCUGGGCAAUUGUGCUGUGGGAGAUGUUGUCACGGCAGCAGCCCUUCAAGGAUAUUGACAACGCCUACACCAUACAGUGGAAGAUAUACAAGGGCGAGCGACCACCACUGCUUGACAAUUGUCCCAAGAACAUUGAGCAACUCAUGACAGCUUGCUGGAAAACAACGCCCGAGGAUCGGCCAUCGAUGAACUAUAUUGUGGGCGUAAUGAAUGAGAUUAUCAAAGACUAUGAUGGCGCCGAUAAGCCGCUAGAGUAUGCGUUUGUCAACCAGCAGAUUGUGACCAAAGAGAGUGACGGAACGGUGGCCGCUCAAUAUGAUGGCCAAAGUUAUAGCUCCAGUGAUAGGAGCCUGACGUCCACACAGCUAACGCCCACCAAUGUGCGUGGAACUGCGACUGAGAUCGAAACUGGCUUGGGCACUGGCUCCAGCAACAACGAAUAUACCUCAUCAGAAAUAACGCCCACCAAUUCGGGCCAACUUGACAAUAAUGGGCUGUUCCAUAUGAGCAGCAGCAAUCGCUGGGAUGCCAUACCCGAAGAGGACAGCAGCGAGAGCCAAAAUGAUAGCUUCAAUCUAACAUCAUCGGCCGAAGCAUCGAAGCGCUUGGAAACUAUACGCAAUGGCAUGAUACAAAUGGCCAGCAGGCCAAUGGAACAACUUACUCUGGACGUUGAAGCGAAUGGUUUUGAAUUGCAUCGCAGCGAGAGCAGCCGUAGCAGUUUGCAUGCUAAAAGUGAUGGCCGGGAACGGCUGACAGUGACAGACACAAAGCCAGUUAUCAUGACCAGCAGCAACAACCCCACAGACCUCACAAACAAUAACAAUAAUAAUAAUAGCCACAACAAUAGCUCUAAUAACAACGAAACCUAUUUAUCAAAUGGACUGCUUAGCCACGCUGCCAGUGCCGGUAAUCCGAAUGAUAGUGUCGAUGCGAAUGUCGAUGCGAGCGCGGAUGCGGAUGCGGAUGCCGGCUGUGGCUGCACGGAGCAGUCGCUAGCGGAGAUCUUGGAUCCAGAACUGCAGCCAGAGCCACCCAUACCGAACAAUGCCGAAUCGCAGGCAAUCUAUCGCGACCAUCGGCACAUGGCCAAAGAGUAUCUGAGCGUCGACACGAACCUUUACUACGCGCAGGACUUCAAGGACAAGCUGAUCCUGCAAAUGGAUCGCAUCGAGCGCGAACAGAAACAGGAGAUAUUACGCAAAAUCAAAGACAAGGAGGGCCUCCAAAGCCUUUACAAUAAUCUGCAGCAGCAGUGGGAGAAGCUGCCUGGCAACCGACUAGCACCCAACCAUCCGCGCCAGCAGCCGCCGGUGGUCAGCAGCAGCCAAGAGCUGUCCGGUGGCAUCGUCAGCGGCGAUACCGUAGAGAACGAUGGUUGGGUCGUUAUAGCCCCGCAUCACAAUACAUAGCUUUCAUUGUGGACUCCACUUUACCAAAUAGCUGUGUAUUUCCUUAUGUAUUUGUUUAAAUUUAAAGCAUAUUUUAAACUCUAGUUGUAACACGUGACUGUAAUCGUAACUGUGCUUAA